ACUGUCGCUUUUGUCGAGAUUCAAAAUGGCCGCUACUGAGGCUCAACAUUGUUACGAAAUUCGCAUUUUCACACUUCUUUUUAUCACUAUGUUGUGAUUAUUACGUGUGCUGAAUUUAGUAAGGAAUACGAUCGCAUGUCUUUGAUGGACACUUAAUCCGGAUCGAUUUCCAAAAUUGGGUGAUAAGAUCAUAUGUGUUUCGCUAUAGUUGUAAUUCUCGGUCGUAACCCUCUACGAGACCGUAUGUUUGUGAGAAGAUUUCUUUUUGUUAUCUCGUUCCCCGUUCCAUAGUCCUCAACUACUCGUUCUUGAAACAAUUGUAAACAUUGCGAGAUAUAGGAAGUAAAACGUACAAAAAGAAACGCGUAGGCGUUAAUAGUAUGGCCGAGAAUAUGUCUCAUAAAGAUGGUCACGAGAUGCAUGGUCAUACUGCCAGGAUGUCAAACAAUGGAGCUGGCUCGGACAGCGAUAUGAAGCUUGAACCAUCCAGUCCAACAGAACGUUACACAUUUUCACGAUGCAGCAGCACUGGUUCCGUUAAUACACCUUCAUCUUCUGCUCACAACACAGAGGAUGAAGACAGUGACAACAAAAGCUCGACAAUAAGUUACAAAGAGCGUCGCAGAGAAGCCCAUACUCAAGCGGAACAAAAACGACGGGAUGCAAUCAAGAAGGGUUAUGAUUCCCUUCAAGAUCUUGUACCGACCUGUCAACACACUGACUCAUCCGGUUACAAACUCUCCAAGGCAACUGUGUUACAAAAAUCCAUCGACUACAUACAAUUUCUGCUCCAGCAGAAAAAAAAACAAGAGGAAGAAAGAAACGCAUUAAGAAAGGAGGUUGUAGCACUUAGAAUAAUGCAAGCCAACUACGAACAAAUCGUGAAAGCUCAUCAAACGGAACCGGGACACGCAGAAAUGAGAGUUUCGGACGAGACCAAAUUCCAAGUGUUUCAAGCAAUCAUGAAUCAACUUUUUUUAACCUUCAACAAUAUAUCCGUUGCGAAUUUCGCCGAAUUGUCCGGCUGUGUGUUUAGUUGGUUGGAAGAGCACUGUAAACCCCAGACGUUGCGAGAGGUAGUUCUUGGCGUACUACAGCAGCUUAACAGCCAAAUUAGCUAGUCAAAAGAAAUCCAUCGUUAUUACAUACUUGAAACCAACCACCAUGCUGCCUCCUCACUGCUCGGUCGAGAAACGAAGAAUUAGUCUGUUGGAAGGAAGGGAAAAUAUUACCCAUUUGGUGGGUAAACUUGACCGAGAGUGCUAAUAGAGUUACCAGAAUACAUUCAGCAGGGAAAUCAAGAUGCCUUUUAUGGGGAGUUUGCAAUCGACCUCCCAUCUCGUUACGAAAUAAUGAUAAUAAUAUUAACCCGUAACCCGGUCAAAGUCCAUUGUCCGUGUUAAAAUCUAUUGAAACUUUUAUACCUUGGCGCCCCAUUUAGCAACAAACUCGAAUAGAAACGUCAAGUUUGAAAGAUUUUUUCAAACUCGAACUCGGGAAAUGCGUCAGGCACCGAUGAUUAAUUUGACUGGAGUAGGGUGUCGUAAAAACGUUGAUCGUAUAAGGGACGAUAAUAACAACACAAUGAGGAAAUAUUACAAAUUAUUUUAUAUAUACGAAAGGAAAAAAGUUUUUUCCAACAAUGAUGAAAGUCUCCCGUUGCGGGAUUUCUCGUUCUGUUUUUACCUGAGUAAGAUUUGAAAGUACCUUUUUUUUGUCAGAUAUUUUUUAUUACACACGUUGCCAUAUACGAAUAAAUGGGUAUAUAUAUA
Molecule: messenger RNA, 1772 nt
Organism: Venturia canescens
Lineage: Eukaryota; Metazoa; Arthropoda; Insecta; Hymenoptera; Ichneumonidae
Gene: bigmax
Product: helix-loop-helix-leucine zipper transcription factor bigmax
Exons: 5
Coding region: 381-1121 (246 amino acids)
Biological process (GO): regulation of transcription by RNA polymerase II
Cellular component (GO): nucleus
Molecular function (GO): protein dimerization activity; DNA-binding transcription factor activity, RNA polymerase II-specific; RNA polymerase II cis-regulatory region sequence-specific DNA binding
Source: RefSeq, a predicted model, not a curated record